CUGUUUCUCAUGUCAGUAAAAAUUCCUCCCUGUCCUCUGCCGGCAUGUAGUUAUCGACAAGAAAGCCAUGGCUGGCAGAGGCAAGGACAGCUCGGUCGCCAAAGCGCAAGGUGCAAAUCGUGAAAAGGGAGCAAAGGCAAAGGCAAACAACUCGAUCCCACUGCGCGGCCAUAUUAUUCACUUUCUCCAUUUCUUCCCUAGCUGGCUAGCUCUCUCCGAUCCUCCUGCGCCCAUUCUCUUUCGUCUGGUUGGGUGGAGAUAAGCUGGAGAGACUGGAGAGGUGCGCCGAGCUGUGGGAUCGGAGACCGAGCGAGCAAUAAAUAGAAAGUAAGGUCGGGGCCGGCCUCCAUGGCGGCGGUUGCAGGCGCCCUCGAAUCCCUCCCCUGAAGUCCACUGACUCCGCGCGUCUCUCUCUCUCUCUCUCCUUCUUCUUCCUUCCUCGUCCUCCUGCUGCGCCUCUUUAUAUAGCCUCCAAUUCCGGAAAGCAGCUUGCUUGCGUUCUCUCCCACCCCUCCUUCCCUCCUCCAGAUACUACUUAUUGUAGACGGCGCGGGUGAGGGAGAAAGCGAGAAUUAGCCUGCUUAGACCCCAAGACGCGAAGAGAGGAAAAGGAUUACGCAAGAAGAGAGGUGGAUUAGAGGCGAGCUGCUUCCUAUUUUCAGCGAAGGCAAGGAGCUAGCUGCUAGCAAGGAGCCGAGGCAGAGAGAAAGAGGGAUCGGAGGAGGAGCUGAUAAGGCUAGCCUCGCUCUUUUGGUGGUGGUGGUGGCGGUGGACUGGUGGCGCACACUCUCCCUCUCGCUCGUCUUGAUGGUGGUGGGUGGCGGCAGCGGCUGCCUCGCAUGGCUGGGUUCUCUCUGAGGAGCGGCGGAGCCGGAGGAGGCGGAGGCGGGAGGGGCGGGGACCGGGGCGGCGAUCACUCGAUCGGCGCCGACAGCCUGUUCCUGUACGCGCGAGGGGCGGCCGCCGCGGCCGCCGACACGGCGGCCAGCGGCGGCGGGAUAGGGUUCCAGCUCUGGCACCCGCACCAGGUCCAGCAGGCGGCGGCCGCGCCGCACACGUCGCAGUUCUUCUCCUCCGGCGCCGUGGCCACGGGCGUCGUGCUCGGCUUCUCGUCUCAUGACGGGGGCGCCGCCGGGAUCGCCGGCGCCGGGGGCGGCAGGGCCGGCACCAGCUGCCAGGACUGCGGCAACAACGCCAAGAAGGACUGCCCCCACAUGCGCUGCCGCACCUGCUGCCGGAGCCGCGGCUUCAGCUGCCCCACGCACGUCAAGAGCACCUGGGUCCCCGCCGCCAAGCGCCGGGAGCGCCAGCAGCAGCUCGCCGCGCUCUUCCGCGGCGCCGCCAACAGCAACAGCGCCGCCGCCGCCGCGAGCAAGCGCCCGCGCGAGCUCGUCCGGUCCCUUGGCCGUUUGCCGUCCGCCAACUCCGCCAUGGUCACCACGACCACCUCCUCAGGCGACGGCGGCGGCGGUAGGUUCCCGCCGGAGCUGAGCGUGGAGGCGGUGUUCCGCUGCGUGCGGAUCGGGCCGGUGGACGAGCCAGACGCGGAGCUGGCGUACCAGACGGCGGUGAACAUCGGCGGGCACACUUUCAAGGGGAUCCUGCGUGACCACGGGCCGGCGGACGACGCGGGCCAUCUGCCGCCGCCCUCGGCGGAGUACCACCACCACCAGCUGACGGCGGGGCAAGCGAGGGAAGCGCCGUCGCCGGCGGGGAGCAGCGAGGCGGCGGCCACGGCAGCGACGUCGGCGGCGGUGCUGAUGGAUCCGUACCCGACGCCGAUCGGCGCCUUCGCCGCAGGCACCCAGUUCUUCCCUCAUAACCCUAGAACCUAGCUCACUACUACUAGUAUCUACAUAUUAGCUAGCUUUGCUGCUUCCAUUAUUAUGGCUUUCGAUCGAUCCUAGUAGUAGCUUAAUUCCUUGAUGGUUCCAUUUACUUCCUCCAAGUUCCAAAUUAAAGAUGAUGAUGAUGAUGAGCAUGAACUAAGUUGUCGUCAUCGUCGUCCUCGGGAUUAGCAAACAAAUUCGAGACAAACGGGAAGAUAUUUUUAUUGUUACUAUUUCUUCUUCCACUACUA
Messenger RNA from Zea mays, 2080 nucleotides. RefSeq names its product protein SHI RELATED SEQUENCE 1. Gene Ontology annotation, molecular function: DNA binding; DNA-binding transcription factor activity. The coding region runs from base 840 to 1835 and encodes 331 amino acids. Lineage: Eukaryota; Viridiplantae; Streptophyta; Magnoliopsida; Poales; Poaceae. The record is from RefSeq and is a predicted model, not a curated record. The transcript has 3 exons. Gene Ontology annotation, biological process: positive regulation of DNA-templated transcription. Gene Ontology annotation, cellular component: nucleus.